This is a messenger RNA of Mercurialis annua (annual mercury), 2017 nucleotides long. Its product is annotated as protein GRAVITROPIC IN THE LIGHT 1. The coding region runs from base 67 to 1764 and encodes 565 amino acids. Gene Ontology annotation, biological process: negative gravitropism; response to red or far red light. NCBI's taxonomy places the organism in Eukaryota, Viridiplantae, Streptophyta, Magnoliopsida, Malpighiales, Euphorbiaceae. The transcript has 4 exons. The record is from RefSeq and is a predicted model, not a curated record.
UUCUCACCUUCUAAUUAUUGCUCAUAUCUCACUUAUCUCUCUGCGACUACGUUCCAUCCAAAAACUAUGUUUCCGAGCAUGUUUCUCUGUUCCAACACUUCAAGGAAGAAAAAGAAGCAGCAGGAGAAGCUGGAAAGUUACCGCAGCGAGUUUCACGACUCAGUAGACAGUAACUUCGGCUUGUUCAGCUCAUUUCCGUUAAGCAAAGAUCCAGCGGUUCUCAAUCCAUCAAGAUUUUCUCUCCGAGCUCAUCACAUUCACAGGAACGGCGAAGUGAAACCGAAGAAGAAAGGAGAAAUGGCGAACAAAGUAUCGAAUUUCUCCGACCUAAUCCAACGCGUAGCAGCUUCUUGCUUACUCCAUCCACUCGCCGCCGGCAGACAAGAUUCCGGAAAUGUAGCCGGAAGCGACGAAAGCGAGGUCUACGAGUACGAAUCCGACGAGCACGAGGAGUUCGAAGAAGAAGAUGAAUUCGAAAUAGAGAAUAAAAAAGUGAAAAAAAGAGGAAAUAAUUUGAAUGAAAUGGUAACAAUAGAGAGACUAAUGGAGAUGGAGAUGCUUAUGAGUGAGGUGUUCGGUUCAGUUUCCGUUAUGAAAAGAGCGUACGUUAGUUUACAGGAGGCGCAUUGUCCGUGGGAUGCGGAGAGAAUGCGAGUUGCUGAUGCUGCAGUUGUUAGUGAGUUGAGGAAGUUAGGGUUUCUGAGAGAGAGGUUUAGGAGAUGUGUGAGCUUUUGUGUGAAUAAUGUUAAUGGCCGCGGAAGGAAGAAAUUCGGGGGUGGGGAUAAUUCGGGGUUGUUGAGGGAAGUUGUUGCGCCAUAUGAGGCUGCGGUUGAGGAGUUGAAGAAGGAAGUGAAGAAUAGAGAGAGUGAAGUAGAGAAUUUGAGAGAGAAGAUUAAGAAUCUUAGUACUAAUAUGAGUAGUGGUAAAAAAGGAAGGUCUUUCUCUAAAAGGAAAGUUAAUUGCAGUCUUGCUGCUCAAGUUGCAUUAGCUCCAGCGCCGGAUCUUUUUGAAGCGACAAUGAGCCAAGUGAAAGAGACAUCAAAGUCAUUUACUUCGAUUCUCUUGUCUCUGAUGCGCUCUGCUCACUGGGAUAUUGCUGCUGCUGUUCGUUCUAUUGAAGCAGCUGCGGCUACUACAGAUUAUGUUACCACUACUAACACUACUGCUAUUGCUUCGACUGUUGUGACUCAUCAUGCUAAGUAUGCUUUAGAGUCUUACAUUUCUCGAAAGAUCUUUCAGGGUUUUGAUCACGAGACAUUCUAUAUGGAUGGUAGCCUUUCGUCGCUUUUGAACCCUGAUCAGUUUCGUCGUGACUGUUUUAGUCAGUAUAGAGAUAUGAAGGCAAUGGACCCUGUUGAGCUUCUUGGAAUCUUGCCAACUUGUCAUUUUGGGAAAUUCUGCUUCAAGAAAUAUGUCACCAUUGUGCAUCCGAAAAUGGAGGAAUCAUUGUUUGGAAAUUUGGAGCAGCGGCAACAAGUGUUGGCUGGCAGUCAUCCAAGGAGUCAGUUUUACGGUGAGUUUUUAGGGCUGGCUAAAGCGAUUUGGUUGCUUCAUCUGCUGGCAUUCUCACUCGACCCUGCACCGAGUCAAUUUGAGGCGAGCAGGGGAGCUGAGUUUCAUCCACAAUAUAUGGAAAGUGUGGUGAAGUUUUCGGGCGGGAGAGUACCGGGUGGUCAGAUAGUUGGAUUUCCGGUUAGUCCUGGGUUCAAGCUUGGAAAUGGAUCGGUUAUCAGGGCUAGGGUUUAUCUAGUGCCUAGAACUUGAGUUGUUUUACUGUUGGUUUUAUAGGAAUAACAGAACUUUGUUCUAUUUGGAGUGUGACAUGAAUACUGAAGCAGCUCCUAAAGUCUCUUGCUGGUUUAAACUUGUUUGUUAAGGUUCUAUGCCGAUCAUCUGUACCAUAUAGAGCAGCCUGUCGGGUGAAAAUAUUAAUUGUUUACUGGUGUCUUCUCUCGAGUUAAGUGUAAGCAUAUAUCAACUUUGUACUCUUUCAGGAAAUAACAUAGUACUUCUCUAA